Messenger RNA from Carassius carassius (crucian carp), 6133 nucleotides. RefSeq names its product SLIT-ROBO Rho GTPase-activating protein 1-like. The transcript has 22 exons. Gene Ontology annotation, biological process: signal transduction; negative regulation of cell migration. Lineage: Eukaryota; Metazoa; Chordata; Actinopteri; Cypriniformes; Cyprinidae. Gene Ontology annotation, molecular function: protein binding; GTPase activator activity. Gene Ontology annotation, cellular component: cytoplasm. The record is from RefSeq and is a predicted model, not a curated record. Bases 543 to 3839 code for a protein of 1098 amino acids.
CACAUUUCCGCAACGUGCACCCCCUCCUCCUCCAAUCCCUCCCAUUUUCUACCGCUUGCUUUUCCAGCUGCUUCGAGGCCAGUCAGAAUCCGUGAAACUCUCCGGCGAUCAGACGCACGGACGCGGGGAACGGGUGCUGAAAAGCAAGUGGAGCAAGUCAUUAUGCUGCUCGGUCUGUCGAGAUCCGUCGGCGGGUGACUAAAACACAGCUUGAAGGGCUGGAACUGCCUCUUGCUGGAACAAGCCGUGGAUAUUUGCCCAAGGAAAGGGUUAUUUGUUUGGGAGGAAACUCUUCCCGUGCGCGCUCUGUUUUGAUCGCGUUGACGGCGGAAUCACGUUUGGAAUCUUUGGGCUCGGACGAUGAGCAUUUGUUGUGUUCGGCUUUUGGGAUUUCCAGCCUGAGCAACGUGGAAAAAUUUCUGGGAUGCACUGGCCGCAGUAAGACCACCUGGAAAUCUGAAAAGCCCCCCGAAUAAAACACUUCACAAACUUCACAAACAUCCUCGUAACUGAACUGCUGAUAUUUCGGACCAUCACUGAAAAUGUCGAAUCCUUCUGUGAAGUUCAAAAAGGAUAAAGAGAUCAUUACAGAGUACGAGACUCAAGUCAAAGAGAUUCGAGCCCAACUGGUGGAACAGCAGAAAUGUCUGGAGCAGCAGACAGACAUGAGGGUCCAGCUCCUUCAGGACCUCCAGGACUUCUUCCGCAAGAAGUCAGAGAUCGAGAUGGAGUACUCACGCAACCUGGAGAAGCUCGCCGAACGCUUCAUGGCCAAGACCAGGAGUACCAAGGACCAUCAGCAAUAUAAGAAAGACCAGAAUCUCCUGUCUCCGGUCAACUGCUGGUACCUGUUGCUGAACCAGGUUCGACGGGAGAGCAAAGACCAUGCGACACUGAGUGACAUUUAUUUGAACAACGUCAUCAUGCGCUUCAUGCAGAUUAGUGAAGACUCCACACGUCUUCUCAAAAAGAGUAAAGAAAUCACCUUUCAGAUGCAAGAGGAUUUGAUGAAAGUCCUCAACGAGCUCUACACGGUGAUGAAAACCUACCAUAUGUAUCACACGGAGAGCAUCAGUGCCGAGAGCAAACUGAAAGAGGCUGAGAAGCAAGAAGAAAAGCAGAUUGGACGUGUUGGAGAUCCCGUGUUUCACAUCCGAUUAGAGGAUAGACACCAGAGACGGAGUUCUGUGAAGAAGAUUGAGAAGAUGAAGGAGAAGAGGCAGGCCAAGUACUCAGAGAACAAGCUGAAGUCGAUCAAAGCUCGGAAUGAAUACCUGCUGACGCUCGAAGCCACUAAUGCUUCAAUCUUCAAGUAUUACAUUCACGACUUGUCUGAUUUGAUAGACUGUUGUGAUCUGGGAUAUCACGCCUCUCUGAACCGAGCUUUGCGGACCUACCUCUCGGCCGAAUAUAACCUUCAGACAUCUCGUCACGAGGGUCUGGACAUCAUUGAAAACGCAGUGGACAGUCUGGACCCACGUAGUGACCGGCAACGCUUCAUGGAAAUGUACCCCACUGCCUUCUGCCCACCCGUCAAAUUUGAGUUCCAGCCACAUAUGGGAGAUGAGGUGUGUCAGAUCACGGCCCAGCCUCCAGUGCAGGGAGAACUCCUCCUGAGGUUCCAGCAGCUUCAAUCCCGUCUGGCCACCCUAAAUAUCGAGAACGAAGAGAUAAAGAAGACCUCAGAGGCCACUCUCACUACUAUCCAGGACAUGGUGACCAUCGAGGACUAUGACGUGUCCGAAAGUUUCCAUCACAGCCGCUCUACUGAAUCGGUCAAGUCCACCGUGUCAGAAACCUACCUCAGCAAGCCAAGCAUCGCCAAGAGACGCGCCAACCAACAGGAGACAGAGCAGUUCUAUUUUAUGAAGUUCCGCGAGUAUUUGGAGGGCAGCAAUCUCAUCACAAAGCUUCAGGCAAAGCAUGAUCUACUGAAGAGGACCCUCGGUGAUGGUUACCGGCCUGAGUAUGCAACUACAAGGCCUCCCAGUCUUCCUCCUAAACCGUUUGGCACACUGAGACCCAGACCACGCUCUGUAUUUAACGUUAAGCUGUUUAAUGGCAAUUUGGAGUCAUUUGUUAAGGACUCUGGACAAGCAAUACCAAGAGUUGUUGAGAGCUGUAUUCGAUUCAUCAACCUGUAUGGCCUCCAACAUCAAGGAAUAUUCAGAGUAUCUGGAUCUCAAGUUGAAGUCAAUGAUAUCAAGAACUCUUUUGAAAGAGGUAACGAUCCCCUGGCAGACGAAGAGAAUAACCAUGAUAUAAACUCUGUUGCGGGUGUUUUGAAACUCUACUUUCGAGGUUUGGAGAACCCUCUGAUUCCAAAUGAAAGAUUCAAUGAUCUCAUUUCUUGUGUCAGAAUAGACAAUCUGUAUGAGAGAGCGCUGUAUAUACGUAAGAUACUUCUAACUGUACCCAGAUCAGUCCUUGUGGUCAUGCGAUAUCUGUUUGCCUUCCUCAACCACUUGUCCCAGUACAGCGAUGAAAAUAUGAUGGACCCCUAUAAUCUGGCCAUCUGCUUUGGCCCCACCCUCAUGCCCACUCCAGAAACUCAGGACCAGGUCUCCUGCCAGGCCCAUGUCAAUGAGGUCAUCAAAACCAUCAUCAUCCAUCACGAGACCAUCUUUCCUGACACAAAGGAGCUUGACGGCCCCAUGUACGAGAAGUGUAUGGCAGGCGGAGACUAUUGUGAGAGUCCAUACAGUGAGCAUGGAGCUCUUGAGGAGGUUGAUCAGGAUAGAGGAACGGAGAACCACACCAGUGAGGAUGAGGGGGAGCCCAUUGAAGCCAUCGCAAAAUUUGAUUAUGUGGGCCGCUCCGCGCGGGAGCUGUCCUUUAAGAAGGGUGCAUCUCUACUGCUGUAUCAAAGAGCGUCAGAUGACUGGUGGGAGGGCAGACACAACGGCAUAGACGGCCUAGUGCCUCACCAGUACAUCGUUGUACAGGAUAUGGAUGACACAUUCUCUGACUCUCUGAGCCAGAAGGCGGACAGUGAGGCCAGCACUGGACAUGGAGGAGAGGAGAAAUGCUCCAGUAGAGGCAUUGGGUCUCCAACAGACAGCAGAACACCUGAUGCUUACAUCAGCAGGCACAGGAAGAGAAGUGACCCUCCGACCCGCAGGCCUCCAGCUCGCCCCAGUGACUCCCACUGUUUGGUCCACCCCUCCCAGGGCCACCAAUUCAAUCAUAGCAGUCACGGCAACCCAGAUUUGGGAUCCCCAAUGAUGGGCCACUACAGUCCUCGGGACCUGCUGAGAGGAAGAGGACACAUGCCCUUGGAUAGUCCUGAGAGACGUAGACGGACCGGCCACGGCAGUCUGACCAACAUCAGCCGGCACGAGUCCAUAAAAAAUAUGGAGAGCCCUCCCAUCCGCAGGUCCACAUCUUCAGGACAGUACACAAGCUUCACCGAGCCUCACGGCAAGAGCCUGGAUCCAGAGAGCAUCGCACAGGACAUAGAGGAGACGAUGAACACUGCUCUAAAUGAGCUGAAGGAGCUGGAACGGCAGAGUUCUGCUAAACACGCCCCUGACGUGGUGCUGGACACCCUGGAGCCGAUGAAGAACGCUCCCACCCCGGCCAGCUCCACCGAGUCCCUGAGCCAACUCCACGGCCUCCUGCUGCGGCCCGCCGUCACGGAGCCGCCCAUGCGCCGCAGCACCAGCUCCUCCAGCGAUACCAUGAGCACCUUCAAGCCCGCCGUGGCCCCGCGCAUGGGGGUGCAGCUCAAGCCCCCCGCCCUGUGGCCCAAACCCGUGGUGGCGAUACCCAAAACAGGAGCAGCACAGCAUCCGGCUGCCCCUCCACAGGAUCCACUGGACAAAUCAUGCACCAUGUGAUUCACUGUGGGCGAAACGUUCAUGGACAAAGAAGUAUAUAAGAUUAGGACCACUGCUAUCAGAGCCAGAUUUAUAGUGGAAUUUUAUGCCAAUGAACAUGGUGACGUGUGGUUCUUUAUGCAACAUUUCAUUCACUUUAGAGAGUGGACUAAAGCAGAUAUAGAUAACUAAUUAUACUAGAAAUCCCUUACUCUGGUUAAUGAGGUGACUGUAGUUUUGAAAAUAGUGUGUAUACAAUUCCAACACUAUUAUAGGGAUUAUUAAUAAACUAGAAUAACAUCAGUCAUUAAGCAUGGUUUUGAGGAAGAAUAGAGUUAGUUAAACAGGUGUUUACUAUUAUAGAGAGUUAGUCAAUUCAAACAAACAUUUUUAGAUAGUCUAGACACCUGCAACUAAUGGAAAGCAGUUGAUUCGUAUCACAAAACUGUUUGCAUGCUUGUCUGACACCUUGUUAUUUUUCCCACAUUACGCUGUGUGUAUAGAUUAAGGAGUUGUGACCAUGAUAUUAAAGAAAGCAACAAAUCACUACAGCUUGUUAAGGGUGACUCUAUAUCAGUACUUUACCUCCACUAGAAAAACUGCUAAAUGUGAAUAAUACAGAAACCAAGCAGGGUCUUGGGUUUCUCUGUUUACAACUUAAGGACUGUGGGAAAUGUGUCUUUACAUCUCAGAGUGUUUUCUAGUCAGGACUCUUUGAAAUGAAUGUUGAGGUUGGAAACACACUGCCAUAUAAGGGCAUGUGAUGUCACAUCUUCUGCCCGUCUUGAUUGGCUGUCGAUGUUAAGCGAUUCUAAGUGGUGUCAAGCAAGGCUUUACUUUGAAUAUUAUAUUUUUGAUAGUAAUAUUUGAAUAUAUGCCCAGGGAGAUUGUGUAAACCACAUCCGAUGGCAUUGAAGAAAAAUUUUCCUAGUUUAGUUUUUUUCUCUUCACUUGAUUUCUUAUUUAGAAAGAUAGAAAUAUAUAAUAUGUAUAUAAAUGUACAUCCACUAAACCUUUUUUUUUUAUCUUUGUUCAUUACUUUCUCCCAGGAACCAUCUGCUCACUCUAAAACAAUAUUUUUGUAGUAUCUAUCUGCUUAAUUAGAAGUAAUCCGUGAAUAGUCAAGUCUAGCUGCCAAAAAAAAAGUGAAGUUCUUUAAGUGCUACUUAGAGAUUGAUGCGUAUAGGCAACGAGAAUCUUUUCCUUGUCAGCUUAGCUGUCUAAAAUGCUCAGCUUGGUUCUGUCCUAUAAGCAUGAAUGAUAACCCUUUUAGUUUUCUUAUGCAAGUACUUUACUAAAAACCUUUGAGGCAAUAUUUCUUGUUGGUUCACCAAACAAGGUAAUGAUGCCAAUAGCCAUGGACUCAGAGACUGUUACUGCAGUGCUAUCGUGGGAUAGUGCUGUUUCUUAUGUGUGCUAGAGGCCCAUUAACCCUUUGUAAUAAUGUCACACACAGCACAGCACAGCACCACACCCAAAUUAAGUCAGUCACGCGAGGUACCCAAAGACAAAGAGUUAUAACUGUGAGUCAUCACAGUCACUCCCAUGUAUUUGCACUCCAAAAUUAAAGAUUUGGGAUUUCAUAUAUAUAGUAUAUCUGAUGUUAUCUGUGCAUCGACAUUCACAUUAUUAUGACAGUUUGACAAUAGCUUAGUGUGUGUGUGUGUGUGUGUGUGUGUGUGUGUAAUUGUACUGUAUUAACUGAUGAUUAAACAACGGUUUACUCAUAUUUAAAUAGAAUAUGCUAUGAAAUGUGUUUGGAUGAUGUCCAUCGCCAAACCAAGGGGAUAAACUGUACCAACUUUAAGUAAAAAUAUAAGCAAUGCCUGUUUUUAACAUACUAAAGCCUUUUGAUUACCGAUUUACACUGAACAAUAUUACAAACGAUUUGUAAUAGUGUUUUUAUUUUAUUUUAAUUUUUAAGAGUGUAUAUUAGGCAAGCCUUUAGAAAUGUUCUCCCUGCAAAACUACACACAGUAACAGAAUCUCUGUACCUAUUUGCUGUUAUAUCAGUGUCCAUGUACAAUGUACUUGUGAAAGUGCCUUUAAAAACUGUUUUAGAGGAACUUCGUCCAAACGUCCUCUGUGCUGUGGCGUUCUCAUUACGGAUCCACUAUACCGAGUUGCUAGGGAUUGCGGUAAAUAAGUUAUUUCUAACGUUGUUCUGUUUAUUAAGUUGUAAGAAUGAUCAAAUUAUAAAGAUCCAUUGUGACAUUGCACUUUUAUGUGAGACUGUAUAUUUGGCAUGUAACAUCCUAAGUUGUAGAGCUCUUGGAGCUUUUCUAAUAAAGAACACAGCUUGGUCAGUUCGCUGA